AUGAACGGGUCGGCUGAUAGAUUCGUCAGGAAAAAGGUGGCCAUUGUUGGCAGUGGCUGUGCGGGAAUCGGCGCUCUCUGGGCUUUGAACAAGACCUAUCAUGAUGUCUACAUGUAUGAAGGCGCCGAUAGGCUCGGCGGCCAUACAAACACGGUCAUGUACAAGAAGGGCAAGUAUACAACAAUGGUUGAUACAGGCUUUAUCGUCUUGAAUACGGCCACAUAUCCCAACUUUAUCAGGUUUCUGGAUAAAAUCGGUGUCAAGACCGACCCUACCGAGAUGACCUUUAGUGUUUCUCGAGAUCGCGGUGCUUUUGAGUGGGCUGGUUCUAGCUUGACUUCGCUAUUCUGCCAAAGACGAAACAUUCUCUCACCUAGGAUGUGGAGGAUGAUCUUUGACAUUAUCCGCUUUAACCAAUUUGCCCUGGACCUGUUGAUAAACGACGAAGAAGACAUGUCCACAGACCUGGGGGGUGAUAUGAUGAACCACGUCUCCCAGGAUGAGACAAUCGGAGAGUACCUGGAUCGUGAAGGUUACUCGGACGCCUUCAGAGACGACUACCUUAUCCCCAUGACCGCGGCGGUGUGGAGUACAAGCCCAGAUAAAUGUUCACUAGAUUUUCCAGCAGUGACUUUGGUUCGGUUUCUAUGGAAUCAUCACCUGUUGUCAACAGUAGCUGCACGGCCGCAGUGGCUCACAUUGAGGAACGGAUCCAGCUCUUACAUCGACGCUGUCAUGAAGGGCUUCCCCCCGAAUCACUUGUUUCUCAAGACACCAGUCAGGAAUAUUUCUACCGAGAGCGACGGUAAAGUCAGAGUUCACCUAGAAAACGGAUCCUCAGCGGUCUACGAUCAUGUAAUUCUUGCGACACACGGAGAUGAAGCCUACGAUCUUAUUAGGCCAUCAGCGACCGAGCAAGAGCGGUCUAUCAUGUCGUGUUUCAAGACAUCGCAGAACGAGGCAGUUCUGCAUUCUGACCUUUCCAUGAUGCCGGUGAGACAAAAGGCGUGGACCAGUUGGAACUACCUCACACUGUCAUCGCCAUCGUCACGAAAGGCGAAUAUCGACCAGGUCUCGCUGACCUAUAACAUGAACAUCUUGCAGCACAUCCCUCGCAACACGUUCGGCAACGUCUUGGUCACUCUGAACCCUCUCCACAAGCCUAAGCCGGAGCUGACCCAAGGACGAUACUACUACUCGCAUCCGCUGUACACGCCUUCCGCAGUCCGAGCGCAAAAGCUCUUGACGCAUAUUCAAAACACCCGUGGCAUUAGUUAUGCCGGGGCGUGGACCAAGUAUGGCUUUCAUGAGGAUGGCUUCAGCAGCGGACUACACGUUGCUCAGGAACAUCUUGGAGCAAAGCUACCUUUCCAGUUUACGGAUUCUACCUACAGCAGGGGAAAGAGGCCGCGUCUGGGCCUGGUAGACCAUCUACUGCGUUUGUUCAUCCUGAUCAUCCAGGUGUUUGUGGUUCAAGUCAUUGAGCGAUUGUUUGGUACGGGAACUCGACAAAGCCGGCGACCGGUGAAUGGCAAUAAUGGAAAGAUUGCCAACGGAAAGUACCAAUGA
This is a messenger RNA of Fusarium keratoplasticum, 1569 nucleotides long. Its product is annotated as Amino-oxidase domain-containing protein. Lineage: Eukaryota; Fungi; Ascomycota; Sordariomycetes; Hypocreales; Nectriaceae. Gene Ontology annotation, molecular function: oxidoreductase activity. The record is from RefSeq and is a predicted model, not a curated record. Bases 1 to 1569 code for a protein of 522 amino acids. The transcript is spliced from 3 exons.